UCAAUCAUCUCUCAUGAAUGAAAGCCCUUUUACAACUGUGGCCACUUAGCAUUUAUGAUCCAAAGAGACAUGGAAAACAGAAACAGAGAGAAAACGAGAUUACAUAAAAAGAAAAAGGAAAAAAGAAAAAAAGAUCCCAUCUUUUGAAUGGGGCUUUCACGAGACGUCCCUGAAUUCUCUGCUUUGAAUUCAUCAAACUCCCUCAUAUCUUGGAAAUGAGCCGUGAAAAUCUCUUCCCUCUCUGCAUAUUCAUGAAUGUAGUUUCCAUCAUUGAUUCCUCAUAACAUUUUUCUUUUCUUAUCUCUAAAUCGAUUUUCUGUUGCAUGUCUCUAUGAACUAACAAGGCAUCGUGUCCUUUUCUUUUUUCCAAGUAAGUAUCUGUGCAAAUGGAAACUUUGUUGAUUAUUAACUCAGAAACUCGGUAUGUUUUCAUUUAGUCCUUUUUUUUAUCGAUUCAUGAAAACCCAUAUUUCCUUUCAAUUUUUCUACGGUAUCCAUGUUUUUGAAUCAGUUCAUGCACUUUCUAAAAUCAAUUCACACAUUCAGAAGGAGAACUCCUUUUGAUUGUUUGUUUUGACACCCACAAUAUCCUCCACAACUUAAAAACACCCCUAUACCACAGCAAGUGCUAGAGAAAGAAGUGCUGCUUCAAAUGGCAGGUUCCUGUUUCCAUGCGUUUCGCCUUCGAAGAUCGAAGAGCAAACCGUUCACAAUUCCUUCUUCAUCGAAAACCCGAUUCAACUCUGACAUGGAGAACAUGGAGAAGAGGAGAUUUGACAGCUUGGAAUCAUGGUCAAUGAUAUUGGAUUCUGAGAAUGUGGAGGCCUGGGAGGCAUCAAAGGAGGACCAAGAGGAAUGGACUGCUGACCUUUCUCAGCUUUUUAUAGGUAACAAGUUUGCCUCUGGGGCUCAUAGUAGGAUUUAUCGCGGAAUUUAUAAGCAGAGAGCUGUUGCUGUGAAAAUGGUGAGAAUUCCAACCCAAAACGAGGAGACUCGAGCUUUGCUCGAGCAGCAGUUUAAAUCUGAAGUUGCUUUGCUUUCUCGUCUCUUUCAUCCCAACAUAGUGCAGUUCAUUGCAGCUUGUAAAAGGCCACCAGUGUACUGUAUUAUCACAGAAUACAUGUCACAAGGAAAUCUCAGGAUGUAUCUCAACAAGAAAGAGCCCUACUCUCUUUCAACAGAAACAAUACUGAGGCUAGCGCUUGAUAUAUCACGAGGAAUGGAGUAUCUUCAUUCGCAGGGAGUCAUCCAUAGAGAUCUCAAAUCAAAUAAUUUGCUUCUAAAUGAUGAAAUGCGGGUUAAGGUAGCAGAUUUUGGUACAUCCUGUCUAGAAACACAAUGUCGAGAAACCAAAGGAAACAAGGGAACUUACCGCUGGAUGGCGCCUGAGAUGAUCAAGGAAAAGUCAUACACUCGAAAAGUUGAUGUGUAUAGCUUUGGGAUUGUGUUAUGGGAGCUCACUACAGCUUUGCUUCCCUUUCAAGGAAUGACCCCUGUACAGGCUGCAUUUGCUGUGGCUGAGAAGAAUGAGCGGCCUCCAUUGCCAGCAAGUUGUCAGCCGGCACUGGCGCACUUGAUAAAACGUUGCUGGGCAGCAAACCCAUCUAAGCGACCAGACUUCAGUUACAUAGUUUCUGCUUUGGAGAAGUAUGAUGAAUGUGUGAAAGAGGGCCUUCCUCUUACUUCACACCCGGGGCUUGUCAGCAGAAAUGUCAUCCUUGAACGGUUGAAAGGCUGUGUAUCCAUGAGCUCAUCUAUACCUGUACAUGCGUAGUUUCACCUGAAGGUAUUGACAUCCCUUUCAAGUCCAUAAGGUGAUUAACUUGUAUAUGAUGUUCUUUGAAUUUGCUAAGGUCAUGGUCUGCUAAUGGAAUGUCAAUAAGGUCAACAGGGUACUGAUGUGUAGAACCCUACUUUGGAUUAGGCAAAUACAAACAAUUGUUAAGUUUGAUUUUUAGUACGAAACAGAAUGAAUGCGAAGAUCACAGGGGAAAAAAAAAGGAAUAGGAUGCUGCAGUGAUAUUGACAUUAAAUGUGUGUCUGAGGAGUUCCCAAGUUCUAACUUGGAGCUGUUAGAGGGGUUUAUCCAAGUUGUGCUGGCAUGAUGUAGGCCAUCCUCAUUUCCUUGCAAUAGCUAGAAAAACACUAGUAGGUUAGAUUCUUCAAAACCAAACCAGCUAUGGCGAUGUAUAAAAUGAAGGAUGUUUCUAAUAUCUUACUAAUUAAGUUCAUACAUAAUUGUUCCCUUUCUA
This is a messenger RNA of Manihot esculenta (cassava), 2252 nucleotides long. Its product is annotated as serine/threonine/tyrosine-protein kinase HT1. The transcript is spliced from 3 exons. The coding region runs from base 653 to 1774 and encodes 373 amino acids. Gene Ontology annotation, biological process: protein phosphorylation. Gene Ontology annotation, molecular function: protein kinase activity; ATP binding. The record is from RefSeq and is a predicted model, not a curated record. Lineage: Eukaryota; Viridiplantae; Streptophyta; Magnoliopsida; Malpighiales; Euphorbiaceae.